Molecule: messenger RNA, 1886 nt
Organism: Owenia fusiformis
Lineage: Eukaryota; Metazoa; Annelida; Polychaeta; Sabellida; Oweniidae
Source: the annotation of a GenBank genome assembly
GUUCACUGGGCGUUAUGUUGUUUCAUGGGCGGAUGGCCAUAAUCGGGUCAUACUUCCUUAAGAAGCGUCCAUUGAGUGUGUUGUGGGUGUAACGUGUAUUCAUUUUAGAGGUCAACUCAUUUGUUGGAAACAAGCACGAACAAGGUGUAGCAAGAUAAGAGGGACCAAAAAACACUUAAAAACCAACGAACGCCAUGCUUUUUACGAAACUAUUGAGCCUAAGUGCUUUUGUAACAGUGGUUAUGGGGAACUUCCCCCAACGGAAGACCUGGUGGGCUAACCACAUCACCGACGACUAUUACACCGCUGGGCGUCUCUCGGCCAGACAAGUAAAGUACACCUACGAAGCUGGCUUCAAGUCGAUCAUAUCGAUCUUCAAUUUCACCGCCGGUGUAAAAUCGAGUGCUAUUGAAGAAUUCCCGACGACAGAUGAGUGCAUGUAUAUUGCUAAAAAUUUAUGUGGGAUGCCCUAUGCUGUUGUGUUAUCGCCCGGGGACAGUUGGCAGGACAUAAGCCUCGUUGAGCGGUUCACUGCCAUCGCUGACCAAAUGCCCAAACCAACACUUGUUCACUGCGGCGUUGGAUACUCAUCAACAUUUACUCUUCUUAAUUACUUUGCCAACAAAACUAAACACGAUCCUGAGUUCACACCGAAGAUCAAGCCAGAUGAUGUGUUUGAAAUAGGAGCCAUCCACGGCUUUGACUACAGCGAUAAUGCUUUGAAAGAACUUGUGUCUGAAGUCACAGGGUGGAACGUGACGGACAACGUAACUGUUCCCGAUAUCCCCAUGGGUCAGGGCUGGUGGCAUUAUUGGCACGCGACUCCUGUCUACAAGGACAUCUUUAUGGCAGGACAGAUCUACGCAACCACAGGUGCCAAUAUAAACAGCACUGGUUUCCGCUCAAUCAUCAAUGUUCGAAAGGGACUAACCGCACCAGAUGGAACACUAACACAAGAAGAGGUGACGUUACUGAACAUCAAAGACAAUACAGGGACCUAUGUGGACGGUGGACGCCAAACAACGCCUAGACUCGAGGCAUCGCGAAUAGAUCCAAAUAUUUCAAACCAAUAUAUAUCAAGACUAUCACCCAUUAAUUAUGAAAUGAAGAACCUUUUGGAGUUUGGAGAUGACAUUGGUUACAAUGAAGAACUAGAAAGAAAGACAUUCGAAGAUUUCUACACUGGUGUUAAAUACUACCAUCAUCCAACAGUUGGCCAAACUGGCUUUACCAACGAGACAUGGAACAACUACAGAGCUGACAGCAGGGAAGCCAUUCAAAGAGGACCAGUACUUUAUCAUUGCAGAACGGGAAAACGAGCAGCCGUAUGGGCGAUACUUGCUGCUGCAGAUUACUAUAGCCUUGGACUAGAUUGGGCGAUGAAGCGAUCUAAAGAGUUAGGCGUCCCAUUCGAUGACAAAUCUCCCGAAGUGGCCCUCUGGCGAAGUGUUCUUAUAGGAGAAUAUAGCAGUGGCCAGCAAGCAUUACAUUCAUCCAUCGUUCCGUCCAUUCUAUCAAUACUUUCACUUCAACUUUUGUGGAGAUUUAUGUAAUUUUAACCUUGAUAUUUAUGAUUGACGACCUACAAAAUUGAAUCAACAAAUCUUGUUAUUGUUAAAAGAUGUCACUACUGGGUCGUAAUACCCAGAAUAUCAUAUGCAUUGAGUUUACAGCGAUCCCCGAAUAAUUAUGAUGUCCAUACACGUCCCUUCAUCAUUAUGUUCAUAGUUUUAUACUAUGGUUUACUAUAGUCUGAUGGUGUUUUAUGAUUCAGAGCCAUAUAUUUUGUAAGGUAAUGUUUCGAACAUCAACAUUUUAUCCCAUGUGCUCUUUUUCCCCAUUAUUAUCGCAAAUGAGGAACUACUUUUCAUGCACAGUAUCAUCUA